AUGGAGUAUGACUCCACUCGCCUCUCCGGUACACUGCUUUUGGGUUACAGGAAUGACGCAGACGGUAUGCUCCUCAGUGGCCUCGUUCUGCGUUUCUACACCCCUUUUUACGGGGAAUGGCCCAUUUUUCAUGUGUCACGGUUUCUUGAUAAACCUAAGGAUUCUCUUCCAUUACCUGCGUUCUAUAUCGCCAGCGCGACCAAUGUGGCCAACGAUAUCUCCACGAGGGUGCGCAAAAUUGCUUUGGCAACAAUCCUCACACGCGCUGGCCUUAGUUUGGAUACUGUGGUUAUUAGGCAUGCCGCGAGAGAAGUUGUUCUAAUGGCCGUCAUCCCCUGCCUCAUCGAAGCAAUGCUUGUUACGAUUAUCUCUAAGUUUGUCUUCCACUGGCCCUGGGCAUGGGCUGCCAUGAUAGGCAAAACUAUCACCAGGAACCUUAGGUAUGACAACGAAGUGCCCCUACUGCAGCCGAACCCCACAAUGUGCUUCGCCACCCACUGA
Dibothriocephalus latus is the source of this 501-nucleotide messenger RNA. The record is from the annotation of a GenBank genome assembly. NCBI's taxonomy places the organism in Eukaryota, Metazoa, Platyhelminthes, Cestoda, Diphyllobothriidea, Diphyllobothriidae.